This is a messenger RNA of Papaver somniferum (opium poppy), 1401 nucleotides long. RefSeq names its product N-acetyl-D-glucosamine kinase-like. The transcript has 7 exons. NCBI's taxonomy places the organism in Eukaryota, Viridiplantae, Streptophyta, Magnoliopsida, Ranunculales, Papaveraceae. The record is from RefSeq and is a predicted model, not a curated record. Bases 150 to 1214 code for a protein of 354 amino acids.
AUAUAAAUAAUCUUUAUCUGAUCACUACAAAUCUUUCUCCAUUGAAUCAUAAAAUCAAAGAAACAAAUACAAAGAAUUAUAAAUGCAGAAAUCUCUUCUCUCUUAAAAAAGAUUUUUCUCCUUUUGUAAUUGUUUUGUGUGAAAUAAAGAUGAAGAGACGAGAUAGAAAUGGUGAAAUUUGGGAUUUUGAGCAAGAAAUGAAUAGUCUAAGUAGUAGAGAUGGAGUGAUACUUGGAUUAGAUGGCGGAACUACAUCUACUGUCUGUAUCUGUAUGCCUUUAAUGUCGUUCUCUCAAAAACUCCCUGAACCACUUCCUAUUCUUGCUAGAGCUGUUGCUGGUUGUUCUAAUCAUAACAGUGUUGGAGAAACGGCUGCGCGCGAGACAUUGGAACAGGUAAUGGCUGAAGUGCUAACUAAAUCUAAUUCCAACCGGUCUGCUGUGCGAGCUGUUUGUUUAGCUGUAUCUGGUGUUAACCAUCCUACGGAUCAACAGAGGAUACUCGAUUGGCUCAGGGACAUAUUUCCAAAGCAUGUAAAACUAUUUGUUCAAAAUGAUGCUGUGGCAGCUUUGGCUAGUGGGACAAUGGGGAAACUUCAUGGAUGUGUUCUAAUAGCUGGUACAGGGACCAUCUCUUACGGGUUCACGGAAGAUGGAAGGGAGGCCCGAGCUGCUGGUGCUGGACCAGUGUUAGGUGAUUGGGGAAGUGGCUAUGGAAUUGCUGCACAAGCAUUGACGGCAGUGGUGAGAGCCCAUGAUGGCCGCGGCCCGCAAACAGCACUUACAUCCAGUAUUCUUGACAUACUGAACCUCUCUUCACCAGAUGAACUUAUUGGGUGGACUUAUGCGGAUCCAUCGUGGGCUCGCAUUGCUGCACUUGUUCCACUAGUAGUAUCCUGUGCAGAAGCAGGAGAUCAAGUAGCUAAUCAGAUCUUACAUGACUCGGUCAAAGAUUUAGCGGAAAGCGUGAAAGCAGUUGUGCGUCGACUUGGGUUAUGUGGAGAAGAUGGAAUGGAUCCAUUCCCUCUCGUUAUGGUUGGUGGGGUGCUUGAAGCUAAUAAGAGAUGGGAUAUAGGGAAUGAAGUUAUUAAACGCAUCUGCGAGAGCUAUCCCGGGGUUCAUCCAGUUCGACCCAAGGUGGAACCUGCGGUAGGGGCAGCAUUGCUAGCUUGGACUUUCUUAAAGAAAGAAACAGAAGCCAAGCCUGCAACCUGACGAACUAUGAGGAUUCGUGAUUGUUGCAACUGUACAUUGCCAUUUAUUAGGUAAACAGGAAAGUGUGAAAUUUUUGGAGAGACAAAGAAGUCAUUCGUCAUAUACCUGAGAAUUGUCACUCUAAAUGAAUAUUAAAGUUACUGGAAGGUUUUUCAAUAGAAUCUCGGUUCUUUCUUUGGUGUUUGAA